Molecule: messenger RNA, 1095 nt
Organism: Patiria miniata (bat star)
Lineage: Eukaryota; Metazoa; Echinodermata; Asteroidea; Valvatida; Asterinidae
Product: galanin receptor 2b-like
Exons: 1
Coding region: 1-1095 (364 amino acids)
Biological process (GO): G protein-coupled receptor signaling pathway
Cellular component (GO): membrane
Molecular function (GO): G protein-coupled receptor activity
Source: RefSeq, a predicted model, not a curated record
AUGGAAUCCAAAGCCGAAAAUGCAACUGACUUGAUCGAUACUUCGGGGGAUGACGCAAUGGGACCAAGUUACAGUCAGGUUCUGGGAGCUACAUCAGGGCUAGCUGGUAUCCUGGGCAAUGGCCUGGUCUGCUUCGUCAUGCUCAGGUAUCGUUCCGCUUUCAGCUCUGUUACCAGUAAGCUGAUGCUUCACCAGUCCGUCGUGGACUUCGUAUUCUCGGCUCUGAUGUUGUCCACUCGGCUUUAUACCCCUUGGACCAGCUUUUACUGCCGCUUCUUUCGCGGUUGGCUGUAUUGGACCCUCGCAAAUGUCUCCAGCUUUAGCCUACUGCUCAUCUGCUGUGACCGUUACGUAGCAGUCUGCCACGCCGCUAAGUACCGCCGAUGGUUCUCCUUCAAGCGCGUCAUGAUAGGCCUGGUCUUCGUGUGGCUGCUCCCGAUUCUCUGGCAGUUCUACACGUUUCUCUACUACACGCCCGACGGAGCAGCCUGCGUCGCUGUCUGGCCUGAAGGCUCCUCCAGUGUCCAACUCGGCUUUGGUGUGGCCACAUUCUGCUGGGAGUACGUCUUACCUCUGGCUCUGAUCGUCGUCACCUACGGCCAGACAAUUCUGGCUCUUCGUAAACGGCUUCGGGUGAAGGCGAACCAGGCUGCUACUGAACCAUCGACCAGCCGUCACAACCCAGCAGGCAACCGGGCAAAGAAGGAUCGUCUGCAAACUGCCAAGGUGAAGCUGACCAUAACCUUCCUGGUUGUAGCCAUCUUCUUCGUCAUCUGCUGGGGUCCCGCGGAGAUCACCUGGCUCCUCUUUAAUUUUGAAAUCCUGCCUUUGUCCUACUACAGCACCCUGUGGCAUUGGGCUUUUUCUUUGCCUCUCCUGUGUCUCAACUCCGUAGUGAAUCCCAUCAUCUACUUCGUGACUUACACUCACUUUCGAAAGCACCUCAUCAAGGCUCUGCGUGGAGGGUGCAAGUUCAACAGAGUCGAGAAUGGAUCGGUUGAGAAUGGUACCGAACAGAGCCCAGACACUGAGUCCAAUUCCACCAAGAAAUCGGUAAAAGUACCAACAGUGUCUGCAUCCAUCUCUCAAAACUAA